GCUGCGGUAAAUGUGAGUGUGUGGUGUGUGUGUGUGUGUGUGGGUCCUGCGAGGACUCUAUACAAAUAAACCAUUUGGUUAGGUAAAACGAAACGAAAGAACAAUAGGCCCUGGAGGAAGCCGCAGCAGGAACUCGACCUCGUCCUUCUUCCCGUCCUUUCCAGCUGCUGCAGCUGUUGCCGCGCGCUUGUUGUGUGUGUGUGUGUGUGUGGUUGUGGACUGGAACGAUCAUUCCCGUGCCUAGGCGUGUGUGAGUGCACAAAAUUUGAGCAAAUUCCGUCCGCGAAUCCGCAAAUUGCCAUCCAUUUCUGCACCAACGGAGCCAGCCACACGAGAGAGGAGAGCGACAGAGGCAAUAGAAUCGAAAGAGAAUGCUCUGGGAGGCCCUCUGACAUUUCCAUCAUCUUCAUCAUCUCACCCCUCUGGAGGAAGAGCGCUGAUACCGUCUCCCCACUACUCGCCUCGCCUCGCCUCCCUCUGCUGCUGCUUCGCUGCCGCUGCCGCUGACGCUGCUUCUGCUGCUCUGUGGUGGGCGAGCGAACGACCAUGUCUGCCACUCUCUUCGACAUGGCUGCGCAACCGGAGGAACAGCAGCAGCAACUGCAACUGCCACUGCAACAGCAUCUUCUGUCGGCUCUCGAGGAGCAGCAACUGGUGGAUGGACUGGCCUGUCUGGAGCUCAGCGAGGGCAUCACAGUGACCAGCAACUGCGACGGCAGUGACAGCGGCCUGGACGUGGCCAGCAGCUGCUGCCUCUCACGGGUGACGCUGCAGCGAGGCCUCAGCAGCACCAGCGGUGGCUACAACAGCAGCAAUGGCCUCGAGGAUAUCUACGACAGCUGCGAACUGAAGGUCGUCUCCACCGCCGCAGUGGAGCUGGCGCCCAGCGAGACCGGCAGCGAGAAGGAGUCGCCCCCAAGUCGCCGCACCAACACCAGCAACAGUGCCGUCAAAAAGAAAGUGGCCAUGUUCGAGCCGGAACAGAACGCAGAGAGCGCCGCCACCCCGCGGGCACAGCCACUGGAGCAGCUGCGCGGCAGAGUGGCCAAUCUGAAGCGGGCCGUGAGCUUGCCCAGGAACAGUGCGGCGCCUCCGUCCCCGGGCACACCUACAGCCGGCAGCCGGGAAAAGGCACGGCUCUCGUCCUCGUCCUUUCGGGUGCCGACCACGCCCACGGCCACACCCACAUCCACGCGGCUGGCUCGCCCCCAGAAACCCGACACGCUGCCCAGCGCCCUCAAUCGGGCCCAGUCCGUGCAGCGGCUCGCCCAGGUACAGCGAACCCCGUCCCUCAGUCGGGCACGAACGCCGGGCACGCCCUCCGACGACGGUCGCUGGCCAGCCAACCGGGGGGCCGGCGGAGCACGUCGCGGAAUGUCUGUGACCCCGGAAGUGAAUGUCAGUCGGAUGAGGGGCAGUCCGGCGCCGGGGGGCACUCUGCCGCGGCGUCGCAAGCAGCAGUCCGUGGAGGACUUGACGGGCGGACGGCUCUCCAGGAGCAACUCGAUCAGUCGAGCCGCCGCCGCCGCGGUGGACGCCAGGAUGACGUCUUCGGUGAUGGUGGUGCCCACGAGCAGACGGAGCCUGGCGCCGGCUACCGCCAAAGUGAACUCGCUGCGGCGUCCCCUGCAGGCGGUGCAGGGCAGGACGAAGAUCUACCACGAGACGGCUGUGCAGACGGCGCUUACCAGCGAGGAUCUGGAGCAGGUGCUGGGCGGGGGGCUGCUGCAGACGCGAGCCCUGGACGCAGUGGAGCAGCGGGAUCAGAGCAGCCAGGCGGAGCCAGACCAGCGCGACUUUGAGUUGGAGCAGCUGCGCCAGGAGGUGCGCCAGCUGAGCGGCAAGCUGCAGCGGGAGCGGGAGGAGAAGCUGGCCAUGCAGCAGGAGCUGCACCUGAACACGGAGCGGGUCAUGGGAAUGCUGGAGCUGGCCCGCGUGGUCAGCGCCAGCGCUGGGACGCCCACUUCCGAGGACAGCAACGAUGGCGGCGGCGGCGGCGGCCACGACAGCCUCCUGAUGCUGGAGUCACAGAUCCAGAUGAGCGGGCACGAGCUGUUCGAGCGCCAGCAGGAGAUUGGCCAGCUGCGGGCGAUGUGCCGCAGCCUCCAGCUGGAGAUGCGCCGCUCCCUAGCCACGCAGCAGCUGCUGCUCCAGGAGAAGGCGGCCAUCGAGCUGGAGUCCAGCGAGCUGCAGGACUUCUUGCAGCACGAGAAAGCCGCCCAGUGCGACGCGCUGCGUGAGCUCGAGGCGGAUCACCAGGCGGCCCGGGCCCAGCUGGCGAAUCGCGAGGAGGAGGCCAAAGUGCUGCGCGACGAGUGCCGGCAUCUGGUCCGGCUUAACGAGCAGCGGCGCCAGGAGAACCGCCUGCUGCAGACCAAGUACGCGGCCCUGGAGACCAAGUCGCGGGAGUUGAUCCACCAGCAGAAUGCAUCGGUGGCAGGCGCCUCCACAGCCCUCUCCGGCCUGCACUCCCGCCUGGACGGGCUCGUGGAGCAGCUGGUCUACUCCUACAGCAUAUCCGAGCAGGAUUUGGAGGACAUCCGCUUCCAGGCUGAGUCCGAACAGGUCCACAAUGGCAUCCGGCCCAACGGACUGGAUCUUCCGCUUUGUCCGGCCACCGCUGGAGAGGCCAUCCACACCCUCGUCCUAGCCAGCGAUGGCUCACUGUCGCCGCAGCGCAAUCAAUCCUUCAUAGCCGCCGUCAUCGGUGCCAUUCGCCAGGCCACCACACACUCUGGCAAGCGUCUCUCGCUGCGUCAGGCGGGAAAGCGCAAUGGAGGAACAGCAUCAGGAUCAGGAGCAGCAGCAGCAGGAGGAGGGGGAGGGGGAGGUGGAGGUUCCACUCAAAACGGUUCGGGAACAGCAACAGCAACCACGGGCCACGAGCAGCCUGGCGAAGAUUCCGACUCUACGGAAAUGCUGGACUCGGAGACGGAACCCUGCCUGCUAAUGAUGGACAAUGUGCUGGAGGAUGUGGUCCAUCCGGACUCCCACUCCCACAACAUGGUCUCCUCCUGCACGGGCAUGAUAUCCCAGAUCGAGCUGCCCACAGAGCUGAUCAGUCAGCAGAAUGGAGGCGACGACUCGCUGCAGCAGCUGUCGCAGGCCAUCACCAAUCGCCAGCAAAUGGAGCUGCACAUGCACAAGAUCAGUGCACUUCCCAUGAAUCCUCGCGAUCAGUGCAACACGGAGGAGCUGAGCUGCCACGACUCGCUCGCAGAGCUGCCGUCCCUGAUGGAGUACAGCACGGCCCAGGCAGUGGUGGAUCAGGUGAUCGAGGUGGACACGCUGGUCACCAAGUUGCUCAAAGUCCUGCGACUUGUUCAGCUGGACAACGACAAUUGCAUCCAGCAACUGAUUGUGGACAAGAACAAACUACAACAGCAUAAGGAGGACAUGCUGGAGAAACUAAAAGACUUGGAGGACGUUAAUCUGAAGCUGCAGGACGAACUCAUGGAUGCCACACAGGAGCUGAUGAUCAAGGGGAGCGACCUGAGCGGAGCCAAGGCCGAGAUGCAGCGCCAUCGCAACGAGAUCGACCGCCUCAACGAAGACAUCUGCACGCUGAGCACGCUCUGCAGCAGCUACAAGAAGCUGUCGCCCACCACAGAGUUUCCGCCCAUGCGGCUGCUCUCGCCAACCAGCCAAGAGACCGAGCAGGGCGAUGUGGCGGGUAUCCUCAAUCUGCUCAAGAUGUGGCACGCUGGUGGUCAGCUGCAAGAUCCACGCCUCAGCAGGUAUCUGCAAACGGUAUGUGGCAGCCAGUUAUCGAAUUUGCCGCAGGACAACAACAAUGUGGAGCGGCUGAGGAUCUACGCCAACCAACUGGAGCAUGUGUCGCGAGUGCUUGAGGAUGGCCUGCCGCUGGAGCUGCACACGCCGCUGCAGCAGUUGCGGCAGGACAUGGAGAUCGUCAGGCGCAACGCCAACUGGACGCAUCUGCUGGAUCUAAGCGGCGAACCUGAUCCCAAUGCCAAUGUGGAUGUGGCCUCAUCGUCGCAGUUGCCUUGAAUCGUGUCAAAUUGUUGUUAAUUCUAUAGCUAUUGCCAGUUGUUUAAUAUUACAUUACAUAUUGUACGUAGAUAGUCACAAAUGUUUGCGUCCAUCACCAAACUCCAAGCAAAAAUGUAGUUCUAAACGUUUUAGCCCCCUCCAAUGGUGGAACUCUUUUAAGGUAACAAAUAUUGUUGUACAAGCUGCCUGCAGCAGUGCCAUAUGUAGCGGUUUUUGCUGAUGGAAUCCGUUGCUGUUUCCAGUACAGGCGUCCCAUUGAAAGUAUUAUGGGCAUGCCAGCAAGGAAUGCAUUAAACCUUGUUCCCAAUUUUCAAUUCUAACAAGUAAAAAGCAGAUACCCUGAUGAGCUCAUGUCGUUUGUAUUGCCAGCAACGUGAUGCGUGAAAAGAUGUUUUAUCAACUUCGUUUUAUCCGAUAGCAAAGAUUCCUGGUGAACUCUCCAUCCGUGUCCAUUUUCCACUGGGCAAUGCAGUAGAUAUCCAAAACAAACUCCCUGCCAUUAUGGCCAUAAGUCUUAGCUCUGAUUUUAUGUAGAUAUUUCUGCUUUAGCAUAGAGUGGCGUAGAGCAGGUGAAACUCCCUCGAUACGACUUUGAAAGCAAGCUGUUUGUUUAAUACACGUACAAUAAAUAAGCAUAAACUAAAUACAUGCAUACAUAUGUAUGUAUGUAUGCAUGUAUGUAUGUAUGUA
Drosophila obscura is the source of this 4704-nucleotide messenger RNA. RefSeq lists its product as uncharacterized. Lineage: Eukaryota; Metazoa; Arthropoda; Insecta; Diptera; Drosophilidae. The coding region runs from base 547 to 4011 and encodes 1154 amino acids. The record is from RefSeq and is a predicted model, not a curated record. The transcript is spliced from 7 exons.